AUGUUUGAGUCAAUUGUAGCCGAUAUUAUAGUUAGAUAUAUUGGAGAGUAUAUUAAGAACUUGUCAUCUGAACAGUUGAGAAUCAAUAUAUUCUCUGGCAAUGUAGUCUUGAAGAACUUGGAGAUCAAAGGAGAGGCAUUACAAUCAUUCAAACUACCAUUACAUGUUCAAAAGGGCAUUAUAGGUUCACUCGAGUUGAAGAUACCAUGGACUAACCUCAAGUCUGCACCGGUAAUAUUGGAGAUUGAUUCGAUAUGCUUGUACGCGAUACCACAGACGGGAUUCGAGUAUAAUGAGGAGGAGGAGAGGAGAAAGACGCAGUUGGAGAAGCAAAAGAAGUUGGAGAAGUAUGAGUUGAUUAGGACGUGGAAGGACGGCGCGGCAGAUGCACGAGCGGGCCGCCAGGACUCAUUCAUGUCGGGCGUCAUGUCCAAGAUAUUGAACAACAUCGAGAUCAAGAUCAACACGUUUCACCUGCGCUACGAAGAGGUGCGCAAUGGCAAGGUCUACUCACUGGGCCUAUCGUUUGGCUCGCUGUCGGCCUACUCCACCGACCGUCAUUACAAGCGUGCCUACGUAGGCAACAGCUCAGAGUCGCGAGCCGUCGACAAUGACACCCUAUUCAAAUACGUCGAGUUGACCGACUUCUCCAUCUAUCUCAAUAGCGACGAUCAUUCCAUUCGCGACCUCUCCAACACAGACUUCCAACAAGCUCUCAAGAACAUGACUGGAUCAAGCACGGCACUUGGAGAUCACAGGUACAUCUUGAAGCCAAUCACUGUAACACUAAAGGUAGAGAUCAAUAAGAACUUGAGCAUGGAUAUGGAUGUGCCCAAGCUGCGCAUCAAGUGCCAGUUUGAGGAGGUGUCGUUCUUCAUCGAGGAGAACCAGUACCAGACCAUCCUGAAGCUGCUGACAACGAUAGGCAACUACGCACACGAGCUCAAGUAUCUCAAGUACCGACCAAAGCUGCGUCCCAAGCAGGACCCUCGCGCCUGGUGGCGCUACUGUGCCGAGGUGUACAGGGAAUCGAUACGCAAGAAGAUCCAGCAGCGAUCGUGGAGCUACAUUCAGCGUCGACGACAGGAUCGCAAGGAAUACGUCCAACUAUUCAAGAAGCUUCAAGGUGUCGAAUGGGUCGAUGCCAUCAGCGACAAAGAGACCAAGCGACUGCAAGAAAUGGAAGAUGAGCUUGGCUUUGAGGACAUUGUAUAUUUCAGAUCAUUGGCCAGAAGAGAGCUGGCGAAGGAGCAAGCUAUUGCAGACUCAAAGAAGGGCGAGUUCUACAGCUCGGUCAAUCGAACGAGGAGUCUGUUUGGCUUUUGGAACACGGGCAGCACGCCACGCCUAAACAUCCAACUGACAAAGGAGCAACAAGACGAGAUUUACAAGUCGAUGGAGUACGACGAAGUGGCACUCAGUGCUACUGUAGAGAUGCCUGCCGAUUACGUACAACACAUUGUCCAAGUCAAGGUACAGGCCAUUGUAUUCACUGUGGUGGGAAGCAGGAAGGGAGAGGAUCCCUUGAUGAUCUCCUACCUGAACAAUAUAACAUUCAAGAUGUCACAGCGCGAACAAGGUGUUAGAUUUGAUCUGGACCUCGAGUCGUUCAACGUGGUCGAUCACUUUAGCCCCGACAGCCUCUUCCCCUACAUCAUCACAUCCAAGCCACGCUACAAACUUGGCAUCAACGACAUGACCGUGGCCAAAAUGUCGCCACCCAACCAAGAGCGCCACCAACACAAGGGCGCCAACAAGAAGCAACAGCAACAUUUGUUCAACAUCGUGUUUGAAACCAAUCCGAUUGCGAGCAACUAUGACUAUCGACUUUCGUUGCUGCUCAACACGAUGGAGGUCGUGAUCAACAAGCCACAGAUCGAGCGAUUGAUUGAGUUUGCCACGCCAGAGGAGAGCGUCAACCUGUUCCCCCUGUCAUCUGUGGCCGUCGAGGAGCUGAUCAUGCUCAAGGAGAUGACCAUCUUCCAGCUGCGAGAAGUGAUCAAUCAUCACAAGACCAUCGAUCUCUCGGUCGACGCCAAAGCGCCCACAGUCAUCAUACCCGAGCACGCCAACCGACCUGACACCACGCUGAUCAUUGUUGACCUCGGCAACUGUCUGAUGCAAAGUGAUGUGGCCGAUACCAAGGCCGCACGCAAUAAGAGAUCGACCGCCGCACUGGACCGCCGCCUGCUCACAUCCACGAUGGUGCAAGAGGACCUGGACCAUGACCUGGACGAGUCGGACCUGUACGAUCACUACCGCGUCAACCUUUCAUCGAUCAAGGUGCAGCUAGCGCGCAACGACCAGCAAUGGUGGAACGUCAAGGCAGGCAGCGUGGACGAUGACAGCAACAACAAUGGCUUCCCGCUCGUUGAGGAGAUGGCAAUUAACCUGCAUAUCCAGACCAGUAUCGAAUCCAAUGAGCUCUCUCUUGCCCUGUUCAAGGUCAGCGGCACGCUGCCCGAGGUGCGCGUCAACAUCUCUGACUCAUCGUUCGUUCAACUAUAUCGCAUGGCUCGCACCCUAUCGACUGAGUCGUCGCACACGUCCAACGCGUACAAUCAGAUCAUGGACACACUGUACACCACAUCCAAGCAGCAGGAGGAGUCGGUGCUGGACCUCAGCCACAUGGAGGUCAAGCUCUCCGAGGCCUACCGCCAGGUGCUGUCGCGUCGCAAGCUGUUCGAGGGCGAGUUCACGUUGCAAAAGGUGUUUGUCAAUGUUCAUACGAGCAGCAGGUACGCAGCGAUCUCUGGCGCCAGUAGCAAGCAGAAACAGAGCCGUCUCACACAGCUGCGCAUCCACGAGCUGCAGCUCUCGGUCAAGAAGCAGACAUAUGAUUACAUGGGCACACUGCUGUUGUCACAGAUGGAGAUUGAGGACUGCCUGGAACAGAACACGCGAUUCUCUAGUCUGGUCACAUCUCAGCCCAGGAACAAGGCCAACGCAUCAAAGAAUCUGAUAUCGAUCACGCAUCACAUCGUCGAGAAGGACUCGCCCAAAUACGAGGGCAUCGACGUCUUUAUCGACUUCAACUUUGGCGAGCUCAACGUCAACUACAACUCCAAGUCUAUUGGACAGGUCAUCAGUUUCAUGGACUUUUGCCUUGAGGACAUGUAUCGCGUACAAGAUGAGAUAGCACUUGCGGACAAGGCAGGCGCAGUCACACUGUUGGCACCAGCGUCACCUGCAACUUCGACAUCGAGCGAGCCAGCUGCCUUAUCACCGUCCCCAUCCAAGCCAAGAUCAAACUCAGUCAGCCUCGCAAAGCAACAACAACAAGCACUGGCAGUCACCCCAAGCGUACCGGCCAACUCUCGCGAUCGUUCAAGUGUGUUGCGUGCCAAAGCCAACGUGCACUCGCUGUCGAUCUCACUCAACGACGAUGGCAAGGAGAUUGGACUGCUGUCCAUCAACCGAUUGGUGGUCAGUGAGUGUACGACAUCGAUCUCGCACAUUGAGAUUGAGGGUCGUCUUGACAGCAUCACCAUCGAGUCGUUUGUAGACCUGCCCCCCGGCAUGGUGGAAGGUCAAUCAUUCAAGAUCCUGACGCCGGCCAAUCAAGACGUCGCAAUGGCUACGUUCAAGUAUCGCGCCUACACAGGACGCGCAAUGACAAAGCGCGUGUUUGACACUGAGAUCGAGCUGGACCUUCGCAGCAUUCGAGCCACCGUUCUGGUGGACUUCAUUCUGCGCACAAAGUACCUUCUUCAGCAACCAUUCAAGGAUGUCAAGUACGCCUCAUUGUAUCGAUAUCAGAACCAGGCAGAGGCCUCUGGAUCAGCCUUGGCCUCGGCCUCCGAGGCCAGCCCGGCAACAACAGAUGACAGCAGCGACGAUGCAGCCCACAAUGCCAAUAAUCAUCAGCAGCAACAACAGCAACAUCAGAAUCAGUUGAUGGAUAUGAAGGCCAAGAAGACGAACUUCAAGGUGUUCCUCGAGUCACCCCAGCUGGUUCUUUCUUCCAAGGACACACUGUCAACAGACGACGACGACAAGAUCAUAGCCGAACUGGGAUCGAUACAUGUAGACACAACGCUUAGACGCGCGACACAGGGCGACGAGGAGGUCGAGUGGGAGAGCAUUUCAGCCAAACUUCGCGAUAUGAAUCUCAAGACUUGCAAAGCAGGUCGUUACCAUCAGGUGCUCAAUAACGUAUCGGUCGAUGCAACCGUAGACACAUUGUUGUGUUGGGCAAAGACACAACGACCAGUGGCCAAGGACCUGGUGCCCACACAGCGCAUGAUCAAUGUGGAGAUCAAUGAGAUCAGUCUGGAGUUUGAGGACUUGGAGCACGCACUCAUCAAUAACAUCACCAGAGAUGUGAUCGACAAGGUAUCAAUGAGGACCAAAGAACAUCGCCAGAACAAACAAAAGGUGGCUGCAGCGGCCAUCGUCAAGAGGAAGCCACAGGUUGUCGAUGGUGAUGCCAUCACCUCAAUCGUUAAUGUGGACCUGCGUCGCUUUGCCCUAUCACUGCAGGCGGCCGACUCUGACCUCUCACAGAUCUCGCUGUCACAUCUCAACUUCAAGAGCUUCAACAGCAAGAACAACACCACAAACUUUGCUGGCAGCAUUCAAUCUUUCAGUCUUAGCGACUUGCGACCAGAUAAACGCAAUCUCCCUUUGUUCUCCAGCGUGUUCUCGCCCCUGCCCAGCAGCGAAAUCGCUCCCAAGGACGCUCCCCAUGUGACCUUUAGCAUGAAGGAGCAACAACAGCAGGACCCUGCCCCAGUCCUUGUAGUUACCCUGGACAUCGCACCAUCAUCGAUCACCGCCUCCGCUGGAUUCAUCUUGGCGUUGAAGGACUUCUUCCUGCUGCCAUUCGUGGCUAUGAUACCUGAGGAUAUGGGAAGCCUUGCCCACCCUUGCCGACGUCUCUUCGUUUGUGCUGUCCCGCAUGAACCUAGAUGUUACGCUCCACAAUCCAAUGUUCGUGCUGCCCGUGUCACCUCACUCGCCGAACUCAUUGGCCGUCCCAAUGGACAAGAUGCGACUCACCAAUCGAUACCUGGAGUGGCACUUUGGCGAAACACCUGUCCCCGUCGAGUCGAUGCUCGUUCACAUUGA
Messenger RNA from Acytostelium subglobosum LB1, 5070 nucleotides. RefSeq lists its product as hypothetical. Gene Ontology annotation, biological process: protein retention in Golgi apparatus; protein targeting to vacuole. The transcript has 5 exons. Lineage: Eukaryota; Evosea; Eumycetozoa; Acytosteliales; Acytosteliaceae. Gene Ontology annotation, cellular component: extrinsic component of membrane. The record is from RefSeq and is a predicted model, not a curated record. Bases 1 to 5070 code for a protein of 1689 amino acids.